AAACAAUUUUUGUUUAUAGCGGUAGAAUGUUUUUACAAUUAUUAUUCUAAAAUAAGAAUUUAUUUGAAUUAAACGCGAUAUAUAUAUAUAUAUAUAUAUAUAUAUAAAUAUAGCAAGAAAAAUAUUAAAACACCAGAUUAAUAACGAUAAAAAUUCAAAACUAACAAAAAGUAUGCCAACUAUUAUUGCUUUGGAUGUGUCAUUAUCUAUGCAACGCCAAAUACCCGGCCGGAGUGAAGAAAAUGCUCUUACAUACCAUCAGUUAGCAGUCAAGGGUAUAUCGCAAUUACUGGAACAUUUGUCGGCUACAUCAAAGUUGGAAUAUGUUUCAUUAAUCAUAUACUCCACAACAUCCGAGGUAAAGGUGGAUUUUACAAGAGAUUAUGACAUGAUUCGUCAAGCUCUAAAAAAAGUAGAACCUGGCGACAAGCUUUGCCUCAUCAGUAUGUUGAAAAAUGUUGCUAGUAUAUUGUCCACGAAUUGGGGCACUCAGAACUACUCUCAGGUUGUGGUGUUUACAGAUUGUGGUUUGGGUUUUGGCAGCACCGCACUCAAGGGCUUUUUCCACAGUUAUGUGGACAAAGAAGAUGAACCGCAAUUCGACUGGAUUAAACAACUGAAGGCGGUCAAGUUAAAUUUUGUGUGUAUGGGAGUUCAAAGUGAUUAUUACUUCACACGAUCCUUGCCAGUAUAUCAGCAGCUUAUCGAUUUUACAGGGCUUAAAGCUCAACUUUAUAUGCCGAAAGCAGUAAAAGAAACCGUGGAAGGUACUGAAAAUACAAAUGACACCAAUAAGUCCUCAAACAACAACAGCGUCAAUACAACGACAUCUACAACGGGAUCGCAUUCAAGCCACAAAAGUGAGCUUGGUCGCACUGCUAUGUUCGAUUUAAUUGAAAGAAUUUGCGAGGCCAAUUUCAAACCUUACGAAGUUACUCUUAAAGCUGGUGGAUAUUUCCGAUUAGAGUGUCCUGUCGUUAUAUGGCCACGACCGGUACCAUAUAAAAUGGAAAAUAGUGAAAGAACUGAAAUACAAAUAUCACAGAAAAUAGAGAUCUGCGGGUUUUUGUCACUUUCGGAAAUUGGUUCACCCGUUUCUUUAAGCCGACAUUUAGUUGUUCCUAAAGUGGAUAGAGAAAAGCCAGUUCGACGUUCAUCCGAAAAAUCAAGUUCCUCAAAAUCCUCAUCAAGUGUUAACGCCAGUUCUACUACAAAACCAACAUUAGACGUAAACCAACCAAACUAUGAGUACGAAAAAUUAGAACAGGAAAUACGAGAAUUUUACACAAAAGACAUUAAAGACGGCGAUGAGAGCAGUGAGGAUACUGAAACCAAUAUGAAUAAAAGUGGCAGUGGUGCCUUAACAACCGCAGCUGAAAGAGAAUCGAUGUGCGUAUUACUCCAUGGCGCUAUGAAAGUCGAAAACUUAGCUGCUUUGGUAUUACUAAACGAUAAUUGGUAUGGUUUUCUCUAUUCCUAUGCGGAUAGUAAGAAAAAGUCCAAUUUAAUGUUGAACAUCUUGCCACCUGGUAAUAAUGUUAUUCCCUGGUUGGGCGACUUGCAGUUAUUGGGUUUUGUUGAAGAUUUAAUGCCCGGCGAAACAAGCGCGUUUCCAGUGAAGGCCGAUAAACGUUCAUAUUCGCAAAGUUGUGUGGUGUGGAUAAAACAGGUGAGUUUGCAGUCCGAUGUGCAAAAAGUGCUGCGACAUGCGAAGAAAAUGCCAGAGAAGACGCAGCAUUUCUUCAAGGAAUUGAACCGCAUACGACGUGCUGCACUAUCCAUUGGCUUUGUUGAUCUACUCGAAGCUAUGGCGACCCUAUUUGAAAAGGAAAUUUCACAACUUUCGUUGGGCACUAAUCCAGAGUGCAGCAUGCAACUAAAACAUGCCGCAAAUGAAUUGCGCACUGAAUCAAGUCUGGACAUAAAGACGUCGAUUGUGCCAUUACAAAAAUUCGGGUCAGCGGGUGGUGGCAACGAUAGCGCGCCUUCGUCAGUAUCUGGUUUUAUGUAUUAAGUAUCUUAAAGACGACCAUUUUAUGGCAAAUGAAACUUUUACAAUUUGUGUAUACGUUUUUAUAUUAUGCAUCUAAAAUAUAUGAUAUACAUAUAUUAAAUGACACUAAUUUCAAUACAAAAAUUGAAUUUAAA
Messenger RNA from Zeugodacus cucurbitae (melon fly), 2148 nucleotides. It is a transcript of the gene IntS14, whose product is annotated as integrator complex subunit 14. Lineage: Eukaryota; Metazoa; Arthropoda; Insecta; Diptera; Tephritidae. Bases 173 to 2014 code for a protein of 613 amino acids. Gene Ontology annotation, cellular component: integrator complex. The record is from RefSeq and is a predicted model, not a curated record. Gene Ontology annotation, biological process: snRNA 3'-end processing. The transcript has 4 exons.